UGCAGCUGACUGCGAGCAACAGAGAAACUGUAGUGGUAGGAUGGCAUCCAGACCGGCGGCCUCCCAGGCUGCUCUGAUUCCACUGUUUCUGGGCCAGCGGGGAUGCAACAUCACUUUUGUGGUGAGCAACUCCGAGAACAUGAAAGCCAUCCUGGGGUCAGUAAAACGCCUGCUGAUCCAGACGCUGCUGACCAAAGCCUCGCUCAGGGACUCGCUCUUCAACGUCAUGACGUUUUCCAGCAAGGUGAAUCUCUGGUCCACCCACAUGCUCCCCUGUGCUCCCGACACUGUGCACACGUCCCUGACCUGGAUUCACUCAAUAAGCUGCAGGCCCGGCAGGGAUCUCCUGGCGGCUCUGAGCAUGGCCCUCACCGACCCGGCCUGCCAGGCUGUCCACCUUCUGUGCACGGAGCUCCCAGAGCAGCCCGAGGCCGUGCUCAGAGCCCUGCCUGCUUUGGCGGCCGGCAGACCUGUGAACAUCUUCUACCUGCAGCACUCGGGGACCCGGCUAAACAAGCACGCCAGAGCCUACCUGCAGUACCUGGCUGAGGCCACACGUGGGAGCUGUUCUUUAGUUCCCUUUGACAUGAAUGGAGGGUUAAAUAAGGUGAUUCCUCUGCAUGUUGGCGGCAUCCCAUCAUCUUUACCAACAGUUUCUCCAGUGAAAUGUAGCUGUGCUUCCACCUCUGUUAUUGCACCACACCAGGAGCGAACACAUCCGUUCUCUGUCAGGUGCAGUUUGGCUGAUUCCUUUAGUCCGGUCGGCUCCUCCCUGCAGUCUGAUGAAACCCUGGACGGCCCAGAGUUUUUCCCAGGGUGCCGAGUGCUGGCCAGAAGACAGGCGGAUGGCCUGUACCACCCGGGCACUGUGAUACAGCAAGUCCAGGGCCGCGGUGGAGUUUGGAUCGUUGAGUUUGACCAUCCAGGAAGGGCUGGCUUGGGCGUCGCCUCCUUUCAGCGUCAGUUGACUUGUUCUCUUGACAUGGUAAACAACAGAAGGGCUCUUUCGCAUCAUCUGGUACCGGGUGAUGCCGUCCUGUCUCCGUGGGAACCGGAUCUGAGGAGAUACGGUCCGGGACGUGUGGCUGCGGCCACAGAGCGGAGAGAUGGUGUCACCGCUAACGCUGUGACAAGCCUCCGGGUGGUCAUGUGGAACAGCUGUGUGUCGCUUGUCUCAGAUGACCUGGUUUUGCCCAUUUCGUCCGAUCGCUAUGACAGAAUAGCGAGGGAGAUCCAAAUCCCAGCAACCCUGUCCCAUCAACCCUGCGGCUGGCUUUCCUCCCGAAGCUACUCCUGUUUUCCAAAGCUGCUCUGCACUGACUGCUGCCCUGUGUCCUCCUCCUCCUGCUGCUGUUCCAUCAGAAACCAUCAAACUGGUGUUAUUCCGCCCAGCUGUGGGUCCAGUCCCGGGACGAUGGAGGGAUCUGACAGGUCAGAGCACAACGAACAAAUGGACUUCGGGGAUGAAGAAGUGACGGAGAGCGAUCUUGAAAUACCAACCUCCCCCUCUUUGUCUCUUUCUGAGGAUGGGGCCGGUGGGUCAGGUUCUCCACAAGUGAAGCCGAGGAGCAAACAGCCGCGGCCUCCGUGGAGGUACUGGAGGAGAACUGGACCAGAACCACAGCACAGACAGCCAGGGAGGGCAGUUUCCAGGAGGACUCCACAGCCAGGGAGGUUCAUGUUUCCCGUUCCACAGACCAGCGCCUCACCCAACCACAGCUCCUUGUUCCAGUCCCUCAUGGGUACUAAAGGAAGAGCAGCGAGCGUCUACUUCAAACCUCGUCCCCCUGCAGGACUGCGCUCUGUUUCUGGCAACAGAGCCACCAUGGUUCAUACCUGAUGCUGUAUGUCAGUAUAAUCGAUGAAGACUCUUUUGUAUAUGAAAACCAACUUUAUUAAUGUGCUGAUGGCGUAUAGGUGCAGAUAAAAAAAUCUUAAGUGCUUUACAUGAUGUUUUUGGCCAAAUGUUGACACACAAUCUAAUAAAAAAAACAUUAAAAUGCAAUAAAAAUAUGGCUUCUCAAUAUGUACCAAAAUAAUACUUUGCAGUAAACUCCUCAUUUGAAGAGGAAAAAAAAAAAAGCAUAAAAGCAAGCAAGCAAGACA
Salarias fasciatus (jewelled blenny) is the source of this 2106-nucleotide messenger RNA. RefSeq names its product chromosome 7 C11orf16 homolog (gene c7h11orf16). The record is from RefSeq and is a predicted model, not a curated record. Lineage: Eukaryota; Metazoa; Chordata; Actinopteri; Blenniiformes; Blenniidae. The transcript has 8 exons. The coding region runs from base 41 to 1840 and encodes 599 amino acids.